This is a messenger RNA of Fusarium odoratissimum NRRL 54006, 887 nucleotides long. RefSeq lists its product as uncharacterized. NCBI's taxonomy places the organism in Eukaryota, Fungi, Ascomycota, Sordariomycetes, Hypocreales, Nectriaceae. The transcript has 3 exons. The record is from RefSeq and is a predicted model, not a curated record. Bases 177 to 512 code for a protein of 111 amino acids.
GCUUUAGUUGAAGUGGGUCAAGUUCUUUGAAAGCCAUCAAGUACAAAUAAGACCAAGAGCCGCUUGCAAGAUCCAGAAUCUCAAACAAGCAUUCACAAUCCAAUCACUUUUUUUCCCACAUAAACACACCUUCUACCACUCUCCCCAAUAACUCAACACCACUUCAAACCGUCAAAAUGGUCGUCAACACUCCCGCUACCUGCUGCCGCUCUGGCGACAACGUCGAGUGCGCCUGUGCUCAAAAGGCCACAUGCUCAUGCGGUCAAAAGUCCGCUCUCCAAUGCACAUGCUCCAAAGCCGCCUCCGAAAACACCGUCAACGGUCCUCGAUGCUCAUGCCGCGCUCGUCCCGCCGGUGAAUGCACAUGCGACCGCGCCGCUACCGAGAACGUUACACCAACUGGUUCAACUUGCGCUUGCGGAUCUCGUCCUGCUGGUGGCUGCACUUGCGAGAAGGCUGCUGAUGGUGGCUUUAACCCUGCCAACGAGAUCGACUUUACUACCAAGAAAUAAAUUUGCUACAACGGCGACGAUGAAUACGGCUUAAUGGGGUAGAAAAGAAAAUACUGCAUUUGAAUGGCGUUGGGGAACGGUUACGGUACUGGUUCGGUGGCGAGGCGAUAGAUACCUGAGAUACGGAUACAGAGAUGAACAAUAUUCAUGAUAUUCAACCUACGAAGAGAGACGUGUAAUUGUGUGAUACAAACGGAACUUCUGAGGGUCUGUACUACAAUAUGUUCGCGAGCCAGACGAAACGGGAUGUAUUGGCCGCUAAGCAAACGCGUCGAGAGGAUGCUCAAUUGUUCAUUCUGAGAACGCGCAGUCCAAACCAAGGUUCUUUGUCAGAUGUCAAUUGUGCCAUUUCCAACAUCAGACGACAAUAAGGUU